AUAUCUCAUCAUCAUCGAGUGUCUCGCCCAAGUGCUUCACCACAAAAACUAAAAAACAAAAAAGACAUCUUCUCUCCUCGCAAAUCCCCCAAAAAUGUUCAGAUCUAUGCUUGUCCGAUCCUCCGCCUCGGCGAAGCAGUCGGUUCUCCGCCGCAACUUCUCAUCCGGAUCCGUCCCCGAGCGAAAAGUCGCAAUCUUGGGAGCCGCCGGUGGAAUCGGUCAGCCUCUUGCUCUCCUCAUGAAACUCAACCCUCUCGUCUCCAGCCUCUCCCUCUUCGAUAUCGCCAACACUCCUGGAGUCGCCGCUGAUGUCGGUCACAUCAACACCAGAUCUCAGGUAGUUGGAUACAUGGGAGAUGAUGAGUUGGCGAAAGCUCUUGAAGGAGCUGACCUCGUUAUCAUUCCAGCUGGUGUCCCCAGGAAGCCUGGUAUGACCCGUGAUGAUCUUUUCAACAUCAAUGCUGGCAUUGUCAAGAACCUUGCCUCUGCCAUCGCCAAGUACUGCCCUCAUGCACUUGUUAAUAUGAUCAGCAACCCAGUGAACUCCACUGUUCCAAUUGCAGCUGAGAUAUUUAAGAAGGCUGGUAUGUACGAUGAAAAGAAGUUGUUUGGUGUUACCACUCUUGACGUCGUUAGGGCCAAGACCUUCUAUGCUGGAAAGGCUAAUGUCCCUGUUGCAGAAGUGAAUGUUCCGGUGAUUGGUGGUCAUGCUGGUGUUACAAUUCUCCCACUCUUCUCUCAGGCCACUCCUCAAGCUAACCUGUCAGCUGAUGUGCUUACCGCUCUCACCAAGCGUACCCAAGAUGGAGGUACAGAAGUCGUGGAGGCUAAAGCAGGAAAAGGUUCAGCUACAUUGUCAAUGGCCUAUGCUGGAGCACUAUUCGCUGAUGCAUGCUUGAAGGGACUUAACGGUGUUCCAGAUGUUGUUGAAUGCUCAUACGUGCAAUCCACAAUCACUGAGCUUCCUUUCUUUGCCUCAAAGGUGAGGUUGGGAAAGAACGGCGUGGAGGAGGUUCUUGAUUUGGGCCCACUCUCAGACUUUGAGAAGGAAGGCUUGGAGGCAUUGAAGCCUGAACUCAAGUCUUCCAUUGAGAAGGGCGUUAAGUUUGCCAACCAAUGAUCAAACCGGUUUGACUUGGUGGUUGUUUUUUCCAAAUUUUCCGGCUAGAGUUUGCCUUCCAUAAGAUACUACAUGAUUUGAGUCUGUCUUUUGUUUUCAAACAAUCUGUUUUGCGGGUAAUAAAUGUCACACACCAUCACAAACUAAUAAGAUUACGUGAUAGUAACUA
This is a messenger RNA of Raphanus sativus (radish), 1289 nucleotides long. RefSeq names its product malate dehydrogenase 1, mitochondrial. Gene Ontology annotation, biological process: malate metabolic process; tricarboxylic acid cycle. NCBI's taxonomy places the organism in Eukaryota, Viridiplantae, Streptophyta, Magnoliopsida, Brassicales, Brassicaceae. Gene Ontology annotation, molecular function: L-malate dehydrogenase (NAD+) activity. The coding region runs from base 95 to 1120 and encodes 341 amino acids. The transcript is spliced from 7 exons. Gene Ontology annotation, cellular component: cytoplasm; mitochondrion. The record is from RefSeq and is a predicted model, not a curated record.